Molecule: messenger RNA, 2316 nt
Organism: Venustampulla echinocandica
Lineage: Eukaryota; Fungi; Ascomycota; Leotiomycetes; Helotiales; Pleuroascaceae
Exons: 1
Coding region: 1-2316 (771 amino acids)
Source: RefSeq, a predicted model, not a curated record
AUGAGGGCGGCCAUCAUCGCCGGGGCGCGCUCGAAAAACAACCAUCUCUUGGAUCUACAAGACAACAACAACAAUAGGAACAAGAACAACUCCAACUCCAACCAAGACGUCAACGCCAACUCCAACUCGAGUCUCAAUGCCACUCCCACCCCGACUCGCCCUCGUCUCCGGCCUCCCUCUACAAAGCCCCUCCGUCCACCACUGCUCUCGCGCGACCACAAUGCCAUGAUGCGAGCGUCAACACAGAAGGGAUCCGCACCGUUAACAGCAAAGAGCGGGAAUGCCAAUGCCAACACCAAUAUGCCCCCUUACGAUCAUAAACAUAAUGCUUCUCGCCCGCUCAUGCCCACCCUCAGUGCCUCGGCCAAGGUAUCCCACCGACCUGCAAUAACUCCCCGCGUCGCUGGCUCUGCGCCGUCUCCGAAUCCAAAUACGCAUACAACACCAUUACCUUUAUCACGAAGACAACCGCGUGCGGGUGCAGGUGCGGGUGGAGAUAGUGGUACGCCGACUACACCAGCAUCGAAGGAGGACCUCUCUACCCCCAUUUCCGCAUUCCUCAAUAACAACAUUACGCCGCGGUCAGGUUCUAGAAAGAGUCGAGUUGACAGCGUAAAUACGACGCCCACGGGCACCCCCAAUGGAACUUCCGCCCCACUAUCAGUAAAUGAAUCACCGGGAGUCCUCCACGAUACUCCAUCCCAUGGACCUGGAUUGGGUAUUUCUGGCAUGGACAAAGACUUGCCAAAACGCCCAACUGUCUCUUUCAAUACUGCGGCGUCUGAGGUGGGAGGAUAUCCCAGGAACUCCACGUCAUCUACAACUGCAAGUUCGAAGUUCUUCUUUGCAAGUGAUGCAAAAGCAGCACCACCACCAAGACCUGUUCUUCAGUCUAAAACAUCGUCAAACUUCUUCUAUGCGAACGGAGAAUCCAUUCCAUCUCCGCCCCAGAGCUCCAGUGCGUCUGCAGUUGGGUCUAGUGUUGCAGAAGAGCGUGGUCAGCCCAAAUUUUUCCAUGCUAAUGGUACUCCGGAUCUUCAACUCUCCCCUUCGCCAUAUUUCGCCCCUCCUCGGCCCAGCUCUACAGUCUCAUCGUCCUCACGGGUAACAACAGCCCGUGCACCAACCUCUAGUCCUGGUACAUUGUCGCCGCCUCAGAGACCCCUCUCUCCGUCAAAACUCAGUCAACAAGCCUCUAUUGCCUCUUUACGGAACACCCCGCCAUUACCAUCUCCGGUCCUCCCUCGACCGCAAACUGGUGGGCGAGGUCAGCCUCCAAAUAGCUUGGUUGCAGCACGGAGAUCUAGCAUCGAGGUUACUCCUAGGGUGUCUAGUCAUGGGCGGUCCGCAAGCACGGGUUCGACAGGAUCAUCGCUCAGGAAGGUCUCUGGUGCGAGCUCGGUGGAGGUUGGACCGCCAUCGACUCCAUUAAAUCUAACUACGGCUGAACUUGUCUCUACGCCCGAAGAACCGCUCGAGGCAGAAUCUGACGAUGCUAUUUCCUCGGUGCUCCCUCAAAGUCCCAUCAAAAGCGGGCAUUCGCUUGAGCAGCUAAAUGAACUUGCCGCAAACGCAAGACGAGAACGAAAGGUUCUUGAUCUCGAAAUCACCAAUUCCUCACUAGCAGCCAUUAAUCGAACUUUGGAGCGGGAGAUGCGGAAACAGACUGCUGAACUACGUCGAUAUCGGAGAUUAAGCAGAUCAGGCCGGCUAUCUAUUGCUACCACAACCUCGCUACGUAGCUCAACCGGUACGCUCUCUAGUAUAGGCGCCGAUGGUGAGGGCAUAAUGCUUUCAGAUAUGAGCGAAGAGGAGGAGGAUGAGUCAGAAAUAUCGGAUGAUGAGACCGACUCCAUGGACGACGGGUCGCUCAGUCCGGCCGCCAUGGCGGAAAGCGAUCUAAGGCACCGGAGAAAAGAUGAAAAGAGAUUACAGCUGGACCUAAGCAAGCAUCAGCAGUUGCUUAUCGAUAGUCAGAAGAUGAAUCAAGGCUUAAAGCGUUGUUUAGACUGGACGGAGGCGCUCAUAAGUGAAGGGAGGAAAGCCCUAGAAUAUCAUGUCAGGGUUAGUGAUGUGGAACUUGGAGGGCGGGUUCUCGCGCCGGACGAAGUAGAGGAGCCAAUGGAUAAUGAAGGAUUGAGCGACAUUGGCGCGGAGCUUUUAAGAGAAGCUAGGAUGACUGUCCCAAAUAAGAUCGUGCCUUGGGGUGGUGACCGGCGGGACGAUAGGGACAGUGGAAUCGUGCUUGAGGGGGCGCAGAGAGAGGCAGUUGCGACCUCGACUGUGGCGCCUAAACCACCAGCACCGCCGCAAUAG